Molecule: messenger RNA, 4351 nt
Organism: Malurus melanocephalus (red-backed fairy wren)
Lineage: Eukaryota; Metazoa; Chordata; Aves; Passeriformes; Maluridae
Gene: PROM1
Product: prominin 1
Exons: 27
Coding region: 314-2896 (860 amino acids)
Cellular component (GO): cell surface; prominosome; microvillus
Molecular function (GO): cholesterol binding
Source: RefSeq, a predicted model, not a curated record
UGCGCGGGCGGCACCGCCACCACGGCUGCCGCGGCGUUCUGAGGCGGAGCGGAGCGGUUGUGCUGUGCUGGCCGUGCCCCGCCGCUUCCCGCUCGCUGUCCCCGCUCAACCGAGAUGGUGUGCUGAGUCAUUUCCAAGAGAGGCUGCUGUACCACUCUGAAGUACCUAUGAAGAAUACAUUUAAGAAUUGAAGGUGUGAGAAUUCACCAGCAUUCUCCUGGCUAGAAAGCUAGCCCCCAAGUGAAUGUAUUGAAGAUUUCUAGACUUGGCUGGACGAAUAUCUCUACCUCCAGUUUUAUGAAUACUGCUYGCUAUGGCUGUGGAACUCUGUUUGCUGCUGCUGCUGUGUUGUGGAAGUACUCUUUCAGAGGUACAGCCUAUAUACAAACCACCUCCUGGAACUUUGGAUUUUGGAUUUGUACCAGCCAAGACGUAUGAUACAGGUGCAUACCAUGAACCUGGGGCAAUUGGAAUUUUGUUUAAAAUAGUACAUGCAUUCCUCUACUUAGUGCAGCCAAAUUCUUUUCCUCAAGAUCUCAUCAGAAAACUAGCACAGCAGCAGUUGGGAAAUACACAGGGCGAUUAUCAAAAGCCAGAAAAUGUUGUCCUGACUCUUCAGGCCAUCUACUAUGAAAUCGGUUUUAUAGUCUCCGCAGCCUUGGGAUUGCUAUUUAUUUUGUUACUGCCUCUUGUGGGACUUUGCUUCUGUAUGUGUCGUUGCUGUGACAACUGUGGUGGGGAAAUGCACCAAAGACAGAAGAAAAAUGCUGACUGUCAGAGGAGCUGUUUUGCAACAUUUCUUUUUGUUGCUUCUUUAAUAAUAAGCGUUGGAGUGCUCUGUGCAUAUGCUGCCAACCAACAUUUAACUAACCAAGUCCGAGGCGCAAAGAAACUGGUUAACAGUAAUUUUAAAGAUCUGAAAAUUUUCCUUAACGACACUCCAGCGCAAAUUGACUACUUGGUGAGCCAGUACAACACAGCUAAGGAUAAAGCACUCUCUGACCUAAAUAAUGUUGGACCUGUGCUUGGARCCAGAGUUCAGGAACAGCUGGGAAAAGAAGUGCGUCCUGCACUUGAUGCAGCUCUGUCAAUGGCAGGAGCCAUCAGAGAGACAAAGGAAGCACUGGAAAAUGUGAGUGUCUCUGUAGAGGUUUUGCAGGAGGGAACWGAGAGACUUCAUGCAAACCUGACAGAUGUUAAAAUGCACCUGAGCAACACCCUCAAUGACUCCGCRUGCAGUGCGGCCCAGGCUGCCUCAACUUGCAAUAUCAUCAGGAAUUCAUUAAGUCAACUGAGCAUCAAUGCCAAUUUUAGUGGGUUGCCAGGCGUGAGCUCACAGCUUGCAAAGGUCAAUGAUGUCCUUAAAAUAGACCUUUCUAGUCUGGUUCAAAAGGGUUAUGCAGCAUUUAAUGAUACUCCAGACUUGGUGGUGAAUCAAACCAGGAACAUUUUAGCAGAUAUCAAAAGCGUGCUGGAAUCCAUUGGCUCAAAUAUUACUACCUUCACAAAUGGGCUCCCUGUUCAGAAGGUUUUAGCAGAUUUAAUGGUGUAUCUUACACAGAGUGAGGCAUAUGUUCAAGAUUAUUUUCCAGUAGUGGAGCAGUACGAUUUCUACAGGUGGCUGGGUUGUCUCAUUCUGUGCUGUAUGUUGGUCCUGAUUYUGGUCUUUUACUAUCUUGGUUUGCUCUGUGGCACCUGUGGUUAUGAUAAACAUGCUUCUCCAACAACCAGGGGCUGUAUCUCCAACACUGGAGGAAACUUUCUUAUGGCUGGUGUUGGAUUCAGUUUUCUUUUCUCCUGGGUGCUGAUGAUUGUAGUGGUGCUCACUUUUGUCACAGGUGGAAAUGUAGAAAAAUUGGUCUGUGAGCCCUUUGAAGAUAAAAAUUUAUUCAAGGUUUUGGAUACACCUUACUUACUAAAUAAGCACUGGAAAAACUAUCUUGCUGGCAUCAUCUUUAAAAAUCCAAAUGUCAACUUGACUUUUGAAAAAGUGUACAGUGAUUGCAAGGAAAACAAAGGAAUUUAUACUUCCCUACACCUAGAAUACCUGUUUAACAUCAAUGAGCUUYUAAAUAUUAGUAUGUAUACAGAAGAUGUAGCACUUAAAAUUGAACAUAUUCAGAUAAACCUCAGCAAAAUCAUUCUGCUGGAUGAAAUUGGAAAGGAGAAUCUUCUGAAUUUCAGCUCUUCAGGAAUAGAUGGGAUAGACUUUUCAGCAUAUUUGACAGAGAUCAAUAAAAGUGUUACCAAGGUUGAUCUUCUCUCAUUUGCUAAUGAUUUAGAAGCAAGAGCAGACCAGUUGCCAAAAGGAGCACUGGAAAAUGCCUUAAAAGGACACGCAAACAACAUUCGAAUGAUUCAUAACCAGCARGUCGUUCCACUGGAGCAAGCUAUGAGCACUUUAAAUCAGAGCAUUAGGUUACUGAAGAGGACAUCAUCUGAACUUAUGGUUAAGGUGAAAAAUGUCAUUAGUGCUGUUAAUGCUGCUCAGAAUCUCAUAAAUAACAACGCUUCUCAAGUUAUUGUCCAGGAGACAAAAAAGUACAUGGAUACCAUAGUUGGCUACUUUGAGCAAUACACUGAGUGGGUCAAGGAGUCGAUUGCCAUGGAAGUAGCAGCAUGCAAGCCUAUUGCCAAUGUGAUAGAUACAGCAGUAGAUAUUUUUUUAUGCCGCUACAUAACUGAUUCYGUGAAUACGUUCUGGUUUGGUUUGGGAGGCUCUUCAAUGUUUCUAAUUCCUGCCAUAAUUUUUGCUGUGAAACUCUCUAAAUACUAUCGUAGAAUGGAUACAGAGGAUGUAUAUGAUGAUACGGAAAAUGGUAAUAAUGGUUAUCAUAAAGAGCAUUUAUAUGGUAUACACAAUCCUGUUUUUACAAGUUCUUUGGAACAGUGGUAACACAUACUGGAAAUGUUAAGUGGCUAUAUAAAUGAGGCUCAAGACUCUUCUACAGGAGCACAUUGUUAUUCUUCCAAGCGUAUUGGCAUUUCCAUCCAUCUGACAAAUCCUGAGCCACUCGUUUAAUGUCAGCUGUACUGUAAAUCCAAAAUGUACUAUUGAAUGUUAUGCCAUAAACUACUGUACGGAAUAUUUUGUGAUCAGGGCACUGCCUCUCAAAUACCACUGUUCAAGGCUUGAAUUAAAAUGUUUUUUUGGUUUUUUACUUUUUUACACUGGGCUUUCUACUUAACAUCACAGUAUAUGAAUUAAUUAGAYUAACAGCCUUUGCCUAGCAAUUGUCUGACAAUUGUUCGAGUUCUUAUCUUUAAUUGUUGAUUUGUGGUAAAUACAGUACAUACACGUUUACAUAAAAAUACAUUUUGUAUACAGCGACUUUUGUAUAUACGUUUUUCUUAAAACUUCUAAGUGUUUAGUUAAAAUUUUAAUAUUGUAUAAUAUUCUUCACAAAUGAAUUUACCAGCAUGAUCAGUGUUGCUAUUUGGUGCUCUUGAAUGACUACAUUGGACUAAAUUUUAAUUGUAAUGGGAUCCACAGUGUCUCUUUGUGUGUCUAAGAAGUUAAGUUGCAGUUUUGUUUUCUCCCUUUUUUUUUAAGUAUUUAAUAUUAGGGGGUUUUUCUGUAUAGAUCUGAAAGGGACAUUUUGGAGAAGUUUGUUUUUAAACUUUGGGGGGGGGGUUGGGAAUGUGUGGGAUGCAUAAUGUAGUGAAAAACUAAGCUUUCUAGAGUUCAGUAGUACUCAAAAAGAGCAUGAGGGAUGUUCUGUGCUGGCGAUCUUUAGAAUGCUUUACAUUCUCCGUCUUCCUUUUUUUCUGUCACACCCACUUCUGUAAUGUCCUUAAUAGUAUCACUGUGGCUCUUUUGGAGACAGUGAUAGUAUUUUUGCUAAAUAAUUUUAAGCUGUGAUUUACAAAUUGAAAUUCAAAUCUGUUUAGCAAUUGGAGUUAACAUUUGUACUAUUAGAAUUAUUUCCUUGAAUUUAGGCAUAUGGUUGAGUUGAGAAAUUAGUUAACAACAGAAUUUAUCAACAAGGCCAAAACUGUGUUAUAAAUAUAAAACUUUCCAGCAGGUGAAGUAGUCAGUAUAUUGAUCUAAAAUAGUAUCUCUUCAUAUAUCAGUAUUGUUAACUUUGUUUCAGACAGGGUUCAUUAUCUUCAAGUAGGGAUAAUCCUGUAAGUCAUUAAUAUAAUUUUAAAGAAAUGCUGAAAAGUGAUACCAGUCUUUAAUCUGGAAUAACCUUAAAAUUUUCCUUUUUUAGGUCAUAAAUGGAAACAUUUCUAAUUGACAGUAUGUAGCAUAUGUGUAUAUGUAAUAUUCAGAACUGCAGAUUUUUAAAAGUUUCUAUUUUUAAUUUGAGAAAAUGUUCCCAGUUCAUUUAAAUAAAAAAGAACUUGC